This is a messenger RNA of Alosa alosa (allis shad), 1533 nucleotides long. It is a transcript of the gene gnb4a, whose product is annotated as guanine nucleotide binding protein (G protein), beta polypeptide 4a. The record is from RefSeq and is a predicted model, not a curated record. Gene Ontology annotation, biological process: G protein-coupled receptor signaling pathway. Gene Ontology annotation, cellular component: cytoplasm; heterotrimeric G-protein complex. Lineage: Eukaryota; Metazoa; Chordata; Actinopteri; Clupeiformes; Clupeidae. The transcript is spliced from 10 exons. The coding region runs from base 340 to 1362 and encodes 340 amino acids. Gene Ontology annotation, molecular function: signaling receptor complex adaptor activity; protein binding.
AUAUUUUAAAUCAGAGUGCUUUCUUCAUGUUUCUGUAAACUGGUUAAGACACACAUGUACAAUCACUCCCCUACUUUCGACUGUUACCAUGUUCCCAAUACUAGUAUGGGUGUGGUAAUCGCCGGGUGAAUUGACUAAAUUUCGCAAGUUUGACGCGGCGGUGUCCUAAUUUUAGGAUAAUAUCGGAUAUAGGACAUACUUUGCAUUUCAGAAUCUGCUUCACUUAGGAAAUAUGAAUGGUGUCUAAAGGUGGAUUCAUCUUCAACGUUACUUUAAAUUGCCUUUCUCAGCACGUGUCAGCAGCAGUGGGCUGUGGAGUGAAGACCCCAGCAGAGGACCAUGAGCGAGCUGGAGCAGUUGCGCCAAGAGGCGGAGCAGCUUCGGAAUCAGAUCCGAGAUGCCAGGAAAGCCUGUAGUGACUCCAGUCUGUCCCAGAUCACGGCCGGUCUGGAUUCAGUGGGGCGGAUCCAGAUGAGGACCCGGCGGACCCUCCGCGGCCACCUUGCCAAAAUCUACGCCAUGCACUGGGCCACUGAUUCCAGGCUCCUUGUCAGUGCUUCCCAAGAUGGCAAACUGAUCAUUUGGGACAGCUACACCACAAACAAGAUGCAUGCCAUCCCCCUGCGCUCCUCCUGGGUGAUGACCUGUGCCUACGCUCCCUCUGGCAACUACGUGGCCUGCGGAGGCCUGGACAACAUCUGCUCCAUCUACAGCCUGAAGACCCGCGAGGGCAACGUCCGUGUCACCCGCGAGCUGCCUGGCCACACAGGUUACUUGUCCUGUUGUCGCUUCCUGGAUGACAGCCAGAUCCUCACCAGUUCAGGAGACACCACAUGUGCAUUAUGGGACAUCGAGACAGGCCAGCAGGCCACCAGCUUCACCGGCCACAGCGGCGACGUCAUGAGCCUGUCUCUCAGCCCAGACACACGCACCUUCGUGUCCGGGGCCUGCGACGCCUCCGCCAAGCUGUGGGACAUCCGCGACGGCAUGUGCAGACAGUCCUUCAUCGGACAUGUGUCCGACAUCAACGCUGUCUGUUUCUUCCCCAACGGGAACGCCUUCACCACGGGCUCGGACGACGCCACCUGCAGGCUGUUUGACCUGCGCGCCGACCAGGAGCUCAUGAUGUACUCCCAUGACAACAUCAUCUGCGGCAUCACCUCCGUGGCCUUCUCCAAGAGCGGCCGCCUGCUGCUGGCCGGAUACGACGACUUCAACUGCAACGUGUGGGACACACUGAAGGGAGAGCGCAUAGGUGUCCUGGCUGGUCAUGAUAACAGGGUCAGCUGCUUAGGGGUGACAGACGACGGCAUGGCUGUGGCCACGGGCUCAUGGGAUAGCUUCCUGCGGAUAUGGAACUGAUCUCCAGGGGGGCGGGCCCGCGGAGCAAAAGAGCAGGUCGGUCCGGUCCACAACGCGACCGCAGCACACAAGCCGCCGCCCCAGAGAAGCCAGCCUGCCCCCCCUCCCCUCCCCCACACCCAGCCCAACCCUAAACCCAUAAAAACACCACAUCCAUAGACCCCCCCCCAC